Molecule: messenger RNA, 1667 nt
Organism: Hyaloscypha bicolor E
Lineage: Eukaryota; Fungi; Ascomycota; Leotiomycetes; Helotiales; Hyaloscyphaceae
Exons: 2
Coding region: 55-1392 (445 amino acids)
Source: RefSeq, a predicted model, not a curated record
UGCAGAACUCUCGAUGACCACAAGAGCAUCUUUGCGAUAUUUCCGUCGCAGAAUAUGUACACCUCGGUUUUAUGCGGGAGCCUUUCUUGCCUCGUGAAGGCAGCUAAGAAUCAUCGCGACAUCGCUGAGACACUGUCCAAAUCCAUCGCUCGGAUUUCAGAGAAGGUCACGAGAUCCUCCAAGCUCAUCCUUGUUUUCAAGACCCCGAGGGUAAGGCAAAAGCUCGCAGACAUCUAUGCCCUCAUGUUCCAGUUUUAUCACAACGCCAUGCAGUGGUACUUGCAGUCGAAGCUCACCAAAGCAUUCUGCGCCUUCGACGAAAAUCUGAAGAAGGGGUUUGACGAUACGACGAACGAACUUGAGGACAACAUCCGCGAAUUGUAUUACGAGGCCGCGAUCGGCACCCAUGCCAGGCUGGCCAUGGUGAUGGGCGAUGUUGCGUCUCUGAAGGGGGAACGGCGCCGCCAGCGACCAAACUACCCGGCACAGGAUACCGCCGCCGGGCAGCGGAUGCUCAUCCUCAUGGCAGAGAGCUGGAGGGACAACAAAUCUCCCAUACAGGCCCGCCUCGAAUUCGCCCAGCCCGGUCUCCCGACAACCGUCUCCGCAUCCCGCAUCCAAGGCCUGACCGCGGCCGGCAUAACACGCGCUCAAGCCCGCGCUCACGGCCCCGCCCUCGAGCCUUUCAUCGUCGGCGACGAAGGGCCAGCCCAGUUCGGCGCGGGCCGCUUUUGGGUUGCCGAGGACGAGGUGCUGCCCAAGUUACGAGCAUGGAUGGUCGAGGACGCGGCGCCGCGAACGCUGUGGGUGGAGAGCCCUCGCGACGCAGCUGGGACGACAAGUGCACGAGCAGCAGCGCUGGCCGUGGUUGCGGCGGCGUGGCAGGCGGAGGCGCCGCUGAUUUCACACUUCUGCCAGCGGCCGCAGCGAGAUGAGGUGCGGGCGGGCAUGAGCAUUGAGCAGGUCGGGUUGGUGGGCGUGGUGUACAGCUUGCUUUCUCAGCUGUUGCAGUUUAGCGGGGCGGAGGAUCAGUUGGAUAUCAGUGAAGAAAGCCUCGUGGCAUUGGACGGCGGAAAGGCGUCGUGGGGCGCGAGUCUGAAGGCCCUGCGGGCGCUGCUGGACCGCACGCCUGUGUUGAUGUACUGCGUGAUUGACGGACUAAAUGAUCUUGAGUGGGAGGAUGGCGGGGAUUGGUGUCGGCAGUUUUUGGAUGUCUUGCUUGCGCGUCAGCGACAAGCCGGUACGGUGUUCAAUCUUCUCCUUACGACGGCCGGGCAGUCACGGGUGCUGGCGUCGUCUAUAGAUUUGAAGAAUAGACAUCUUGCGACGAAGGGAGCAAGGGAGUUAGCAAGAGUGGGGAGGAGGAUUGAGUUAUCGAGUAAGAGAGGAUAAGCGUUCUUGAGUCAUGAUGAUAUGGGGAACAGGCAGGAUUGGGACCGGUCUGCUGGGUGAAUUGAGGAAAGAAAGGACAAGGAAAGGCAUUGUAGGUCGGAUUGAGAUAUGUUGUCUAUGAGGGUCUCUUUCGGUGACUGCGCCAACUUUUGGAGGACAACACGCAGGAUCGUAACCUUGGUCCUUUCCUUCAUAUACGUGCGAUAGAGUGAUGAAUCCAUAGUGGUCGAUAAUUGAGAUACGGCCAAAUUUCGUGAAUGGAUAGCGCCUAUUAU